Akanthomyces muscarius is the source of this 201-nucleotide messenger RNA. RefSeq lists its product as uncharacterized. The record is from RefSeq and is a predicted model, not a curated record. The coding region runs from base 1 to 201 and encodes 66 amino acids. The transcript has 4 exons. NCBI's taxonomy places the organism in Eukaryota, Fungi, Ascomycota, Sordariomycetes, Hypocreales, Cordycipitaceae.
AUGGGCAAAAGACCGAUCAGAACAUGUGGCAGCGAUCAAGUUGAUACGGCCCUCUCUCCUUCAAAUUCCAUCUACUGGACUGGGGCCUGCGACCGUGGUAGAGACCUGGUCCAGUGUCCCUUGAAACCGUCACCGUCGCCAGUGUCAUAUUCCAUCUUCCAAUGCCGCAGCAGCAACAAUGGGGGAACACCCUCUACCUAG